UAUGUGUAAAUAUUUUGAGAUUAAAAAAUGUUACUGAUUUAUCCAUAGGUUGUGAUUAUCACGUGUGAUCCCAUUAUUUAAAAAACUUUGGAUUAAAUUUAUUUUAUAGCUGUAUGUAUAAUACAAUUUCUACAAUUUUUAAGAAAAAACAAUUUAUAGGACAUUUUGCAACUAAACUACUGGAUUUCUUGAUAACUCCUUGACUACAAUUCUCUUAUCUUAUUACAUAAAAUAAACCUUUGUACUCUGAAGUCUUUAUAAAAACAUGACGUUAACUCAAGAACGAAAUCCAGGCUGUGAAUUGGAUUUGGGUUGGGUAAACAGCAUAAAUGUAAACCUAAGAGCAACAAAUGAAUUAGCUAAGAACAUAGUUGCAUCCAGAGAACUAAAGGGUGAAUACAGAGCAGCAUGGAUUCUAAAAGCAAUAACUUUAAUAGAUCUUACUACCUUAGGAGGAGAUGACACAAAGAGCAAUGUUACUAGACUCUGUUUUAAGGCAGCAAGACCAGUAGCUGAAGAUAUUCUGAAUGAAUUAGGAUUUGAGUACAAUGAGGAAUCCCCCAUUCAUACUGCAGCAGUUUGUGUUUAUCCAUCAAGAGUUGCGGAUGCUGUUAAAGCAUUAGGUGAUAUGGGAAUGCUCAGUAAGAUUAAUGUUGCUGCAGUUGCUACAGGGUUCCCAAGUGGCCAAUAUCCAAUAAACACAAGAUUGGACGAGAUUAAAUAUGCAGUCAAAAAUGGUGCAAAAGAAAUAGAUAUUGUCAUUGAUCGAAGUUUGGUAUUGACUGGGAAAUGGCAAGAACUCUACCAAGAAAUUCAAGUUAUGAAAGAAGCUUGUGGACCCGAUGCUCAUCUAAAAGCUAUUCUGGCAACAGGAGAGUUAGGAACUCUUGAUAACAUUUACAAGGCUUCUUUAGUAGCAAUGAUGGCUGGAUCAGAUUUUAUAAAAACAUCCACUGGAAAAGAAGCUGUAAAUGCCACUUUACCUGUUGGUUUGAUAAUGGCAAGAGCUAUCAAGGAUUAUUUUGAUAGGAUGGGCUAUAAGGUUGGUUUGAAACCCGCUGGUGGUGUUCGAACUGCCUCCGAUGCAAUAAAUUGGUUAGUUCUUAUAAAAGAAACCUUAGGAAAUGACUGGCUGAACAGCGAAUUAUUCCGUUUUGGCGCAUCUGGUUUAUUGGGAGAUUUGGAAUGUAGCUUAUAUCAGUACGUAACUGGAAAGACUCCUGCCGGUUACGAGUUUAUGAUGGGAUAGUUUAAAGUGUACAUAAAAUUAUAUUUGUCUAAAAUUUGUUCUUUAUACAAUAAUGCUGUAAAUAGUUUUACUUCCAUUGAAUU
Molecule: messenger RNA, 1332 nt
Organism: Diabrotica balteata
Lineage: Eukaryota; Metazoa; Arthropoda; Insecta; Coleoptera; Chrysomelidae
Source: the annotation of a GenBank genome assembly